Molecule: messenger RNA, 854 nt
Organism: Owenia fusiformis
Lineage: Eukaryota; Metazoa; Annelida; Polychaeta; Sabellida; Oweniidae
Source: the annotation of a GenBank genome assembly
CUACAGUAUAAUGCUUGUGUUUCAUAUUCAUCUAAUCUUUUAUUUUCCUAAUUUCUUGAAUCUUUUAUCCUUUAUCUUUUGUCAACUGUUUGUUUGUUCGGAAUAAUAGUCGGUGUUUUCCGAUUCCAUAGGAUAGAUGUAUAUAUUCAUUGUACCAUUGUUGAAAACUAUUAAUCACAUUCACAUUUUCCAUAUCCAGGCUGCCAGCGAGCACUUCACUGACGAAUUUGACGACGAUGACGUUAAUCGUAUCAGCCAGCCAGAUGAGCACGGCAUCGCCGAAAGCUUCAAUUUUGAAGGCGUGGCCGAGGUGAUUGGUGUCACCAACAACACGAUAAAUAGAUACGAGGGUACAAGUAAUACCGUUACAACAUACGAUGCAACCAACGAUACAGUCAACAGCUAUGAAGUUUCAAAUGGGGACCGAUACAGCUCGACUUACGACACCAAUGUCGUAAAUGGGUCUAACUAUGGAGUAAACGGCUCGGAAAAUGCAUAUAGCAGUAAUGUUAUAAUGACUGCAAGCGGUAAUAUCAUGGAUGGAAGCGGGGCUGGUCAAAUUAGUCAGAACGACGGUGACGUAAGUGAGCGUGGAUACGAUCAGGAUGGUCUACCUAAUGACCCCGUGGCAGACUAUUCCAUGUUUCAGCCUAUUACAACACAGGGUGUACCCACCAUUGUCAACUAAUAAACUCCAUUAAUUAACUGAUAUUACUCAAGCUUCGUAUUGAGUUAAAAUGAGAUUUUCAGACAUCUUUCUCGAGCUAUUUUUAACAAGAACAAGGACCAAGUUCCCAAAUGCAUGCCAUAUCUGCAAUGGGUCCACUCUAUAUCUGCAUAUGCAGCGAGACUGU